AUGGUUUUUAACUUGGAGGAUUUUUUGAAUGCACCAGAUGCGCGGUUACUUCAAACACUUAAGAAAGAUGAAUUGUUUGAAUUUGUGUCAAAAUUUCACUUGAAUGUAAAGCGCAGUGCUCGGAAAAUAGAAAUAAAAAAUGCUGUGAUUCAUUAUUUAGUUCAGAGAGAGUUCAAGAAGUUAGAAAUUGAACAGGAGAGAGAAAGGCAGGCAUUUGAAAGAGAAAAGAGAGAAUAUGAAAAAGAAAAGAGUGCGCAAGAUCGAGAACAUGAGUUACAGAUUAAGAAAUUAGAAUUCGAGACUCAAAAGAUAAAACAUGAGUUGGAACUUGAGGCUAAGGCUAAAUCAAAAUCUGACUUUGAUGUGACAAAGAACAUAAGACUUGUCCCUAAGUUUCAAGAGAAAGAUGUUGACAAAUAUUUUAUUCAUUUUGAGAAAAUUGCAGAAAAUUUGAAAUGGCCAAAAGAAUUCUGGCCACUAUUGUUGCAGAGUGCAUUUGUUGGCAAAGCUAGGGAAGUUUACAGUGCAUUGUCACUUCAGCAAAGUACAGAUUAUGAUGUUAUUAAGAAAAAUGUCUUAAAAGCAUAUGAACUUGUACCAGAAGCCUAUAGACAGAAAUUUAGAAAUUACAAGAAAUUCAAUGAACAGACUCAUGUUGAAUUUGCGAGAGAGAAACAAAAUAUGUUUGAGAGAUGGUGCACUUCUAAAAAUGUUGGAUCAAACUUUGAAAGGUUGAAACAGGUCAUUUUGAUUGAGGAAUUCAAAAAUUGUAUUCAUCCUGAAAUUAGAACCUAUUUGGAUGAGCAGAAGGUUGAGACUCUUGAGCAAGCUGCGACUGCGGCUGAUGAUUAUGCACUAACACAUAAGGUAUCUUUUGUAAAACUCAGUACUAGUCAACAGAAGAUGACCAGCUAUGACAGUUCUCGAGGGGGACCAGACACUUCACAGGUAAUUCAACCUAAGAUGGCGUACUCUGAAAUCAAAGGUAGGGACAAGAAUAAUGAAACCUUAAAGCAGGUACCCAUUUGUAAUUAUUGUAAAAAGAAGGGUCACAUUAAGUCUGAAUGUUGGGCAUUACAGAGGAAAAAACCUGUAAGUAAUGAUAGUAAGCCAAGUCCCACUGCUCUUACAUCUGUCCAAGGUAAGGUUUCCUGUAGUCAGUUUGAGAACACUGCUGUUAAGUCUGUCGAGCCAGAGUCUGAUGUUCUUAGAGAGGAAUUUAAGCCUUUUGUAUUCAAUGGUUUAGUGUCGGUGGGUACCGACUCACACCCUAUAAGAAUUUUAAGGGAUACAGGUGCUUCUCAGUCUUUGUUACUAGAGGGCGUGUUGCCACUGUCUGAGAAGACACAUACUGGUUCUGAAGUGUUGAUUCAGGGUGUAGAAUUAGGAAUUGUGAAAGUUCCUCUUCAUGUUAUAGACUUGAAGUCAGAUUUAGUCUCUGGGUCUGUGGUCGUAGGUGUUAGACCUACUUUACCUAUUAAGGGAGUUUCUCUUCUGUUAGGUAAUGAUUUAGCUGGGGGUAGGGUGGUACCUGACCCAAUCAUUUGUGAAAAGCCUAGUCUUACAGGAGAGGUAGAGGAGGAGAAUAAAGAGUUAUUUCCUUCAUGUGCUAUUACAAGGGCUAUGGCUAAGAAACUAGGACAUGCUGAACAGACGGUAAGUCAGAAGUUAGAUACAGGAAAGGACUUGUCUAUAGAUCUUGAUGAGACAUUUUUGUCAGCUAUGUUAGAUUCAGAAAGUCACAUUUCCUCAGAGGAUCAGCAGUCUAAAGGUGAUGUAUUUGGUUUACAGGAAAUGUUAGACAACACACCUCUUACUAGAGAUAAGUUGAUAUCUGAACAAGAGUCAGAUGUUGAAUUACAAGGUCUCAUUGAACAGGCUUUGUCUCCAGAGGAGGCAGAGAAGGUCCCUGUUUGUUAUUAUAAGAAUCAGGGUGUACUCAUGAGAAAAUGGCGUCCCCCUGAUGCUUCAGUAGAGGAUGAGUGGCAAAUCCACCAUCAAAUUGUAGUACCUAGGGUAUAUCGGAGAACAGUCGUAGGGCUUGCCCAUGACACACCAAUGUCGGGUCAUUUGGGGGUCACAAAGACCUACCGUAAGGCAUUGACCCACUUCUUCUGGCCUAAGAUGAGAAGGGAUAUAGUCGACUAUUGCAGAUCAUGUCAUGUCUGCCAAGUAGUGGGAAAACCUAAUCAAAAAAUCUCUCCUGCUGCUUUAAAGCCUAUCCCUGCUUUUGAUGAACCAUUUACUAAGGUCAUUAUAGAUUGUGUGGGUCCCUUACCUAAAACCAAAGCUGGUAAUCAGUACUUGUUGACAAUAAUGUGUGCGUCGACACGCUUCCCUGAAGCAAUUCCACUGCGAAACAUAAAGUCUAGAACCAUUGUCAAUGCUUUGACCAAGUUUUUCACCAAUUUUGGUUUGCCUCAGUCAGUACAGUCUGAUCAAGGUUCCAAUUUCACAUCCCAGGUCUUUAAACAGGUAAUGCAGGAGUUAGGGGUUAAGCACCAUACAUCCAGUGCAUACCAUCCAGAGUCCCAGGGGGCUCUUGAGAGGUUUCAUCAAACCUUGAAAACUAUGAUUCGAACCUAUUGUUUGUCGAAUGAGAAAGAGUGGGAUCAGGGAAUCCCCUUCCUUUUAUUUGCUGUUAGGGAUGCAAAACAAGAAUCACUGGGUUUUAGUCCAUUUGAACUUGUAUAUGGUCACACUGUGAGAGGACCAUUGAAAUUGCUCAAAGAGAAAUGGUUGGUUGAAGAGAGUGAGACAAAUCUAUUAGAUUAUAUAGUUAAGUUCAAAGAGAGGCUCAGUCAGACUUGGACGCUAGCCAGAGAGAAUCUAAAGGUAAGUCAAGACAAAAUGAAAACCUGGUAUGACAAACGUACCAAAACAAGAACAUUUAAGUCGGGAGACAAAGUCCUUGUCUUGUUACCAAUUCCAGGUCAGCCUUUACGUGCUAAAUACUUUGGCCCAUUUGAAGUUGAAAGAAAGGUGAAUGACUUGAAUUACAUUAUUAAGACACCAGGUCGAAGCAAGAGCAAACAGCUCUGUCACAUCAACAUGAUCAAGCAGUAUCAUAACCGAACUGACAUAGAUCACCCCAAGGUAGAAUCAGUUGCUGCUUCAAACACUGAAGUUAAGUCUACCCCAGAACAAGACAAACUUGCACAUGAGUAUGAUCAGUCUACUCCUAAGUUGAAAAACUCUGAUGUUUUGUCAGACUUAGAGUCUAAACUUAACCACUUACAAGAGAAUGAAAAGAAGAGCUUAUGUCUCUUAUACAAGAAUUUACACAUUUAUUCCCGGAUGUUCCUAAAAAGACCAAUCUUGUAUAUCAUGAUAUAG
This is a messenger RNA of Saccostrea cuccullata (small rock oyster), 3336 nucleotides long. RefSeq lists its product as uncharacterized. Lineage: Eukaryota; Metazoa; Mollusca; Bivalvia; Ostreida; Ostreidae. Gene Ontology annotation, biological process: DNA integration. The record is from RefSeq and is a predicted model, not a curated record. Gene Ontology annotation, molecular function: nucleic acid binding. The coding region runs from base 1 to 3336 and encodes 1111 amino acids. The transcript is spliced from 2 exons.